AUGGCAGCCCGAACGAGUCGACCACGAUCCAAGAAGCUGAAAACGAAGCACGUCCCUACCUCCAACAGCGAAGAUGAGGACGAGAAACCGAUCGGACGACCCGCUCGAAGGGCCAAGAAGAAAGUAGUCGCCAAGAAAGAAGAGUCCCCCGCCUCCGCUUCAAGCCUCUCAUCUGCCGAGUCUGACGCGAAGAAAGCCCAAGAGAAAGAUUUCAUCCCCUCUGAUGAUCCCGACGAAGGAUCACCCGAGCUCGAUAGCGAUCAUAUUGACAGCGACGACGGUGACGAUGUCCCCCCUAAAACUAAAAGCAAGAAACGGAAAUCGACGGCCACUGGUGGUAGCACAACCGGCAAUCCUAAAUCUGUUGUCGUCAAAAACAUUGCUCCUGGUCCGACUAAAGAUCAGCUCGUCAGCCCUGGACUCAUCGCCGGCUUCACGAUGGAUCUUUUGGAAAACUUAGCUAAACCAGAAUGCAAUGAUCGAGAAUGGCUGAUUGUAAAUGAUAACACGUAUCGGAAGGCGUUAGAGAAUUGGAAGGAUUUCGUGGAUCUGUUAUGUCCCAAAAUCGUGGAAUGUGAUUGGACGAUUCCGCAACUACCAGCCAAAGAUUUGGUUUAUCGAUUACAUCGAGAUGUAAGGUUCUCCAGUGAUAAAACGCCUUACAAAAAGUAUUUCUCAGCUGGAUUUUCGAGGACGGGGAGGAAAGGGCCAUGGGCCUUGUAUUAUUUGCAAAUCGAACCGGGUGAUAAGUCUUUGGUUGCAGGUGGUAUUUGGUGUCCGGACAAAAACCAAUUGGCCACAAUCAGGAAUUCAAUUAUGAGGAACCCUAAGCCUUUGAGAGACGUGAUUAAUCAUAAAGAGUUCACUGAUAUGUUUGGGAAACCUUCAGGGAAACCUGGACCAUCAGAAAGAAGGAACAUUUUUGGACAUAAAGAUGAACUGAAAAACUGUCCCAAGAUGAAUGGAGUUGAUAAAUCACAUCCUGAUCUGGAUUUACUGAAACUCAGGUCGAUUGCGGCAACUAAAUUCCCUCUGCUCACCUCUCGACCAUUAUUAAUUACUCGUGCCUCUUCCUUGAAAAAUGCUGAACUGAAUGAAAUAAAACAAUACAGAUUUCCCGAUGAGGUGGUCAUGUCGAGCUCUUUCAUGGACGAAAUCGCCAAAGCUGUCAAGGCCUUGAGUCCAUUAGUUCAAUGUUUAAACGAAAUGAUAUUGCCCCAAUCCGAUGAUGAAGAAGAAGCCUGACCAAAAAAAAAAAAAAACGCCCUACCGAGAAAACCAAGGAGCCUACAUAACUAAAUAUUCAUCUCUCAUUCUUGUUACAAUAUUCAAAGGAUCGAGAAAAC
This is a messenger RNA of Puccinia graminis f. sp. tritici CRL 75-36-700-3, 1346 nucleotides long. RefSeq lists its product as uncharacterized. Bases 1 to 1245 code for a protein of 414 amino acids. The record is from RefSeq and is a predicted model, not a curated record. Lineage: Eukaryota; Fungi; Basidiomycota; Pucciniomycetes; Pucciniales; Pucciniaceae. The transcript is spliced from 11 exons.